This is a messenger RNA of Nycticebus coucang (slow loris), 700 nucleotides long. RefSeq lists its product as uncharacterized. The transcript is spliced from 5 exons. NCBI's taxonomy places the organism in Eukaryota, Metazoa, Chordata, Mammalia, Primates, Lorisidae. The coding region runs from base 17 to 700 and encodes 227 amino acids. The record is from RefSeq and is a predicted model, not a curated record. Gene Ontology annotation, molecular function: beta-galactoside (CMP) alpha-2,3-sialyltransferase activity.
UUGGCCUGGGCCCCACAUGAAGUGCUCGCAGAUUUUAGUCCUGUGGGUCUUUUGGGUGCUCAUCUUAUGGCUUAUGGCCCCCUGCCUGGAUCUGACAACUGAAUCAGCACCCCAGGAAAAACAGAAGUGCUUGGUACCAUGGAGUUCCACCUGCCCUUGGUUCAAAUUCAGAAAGUGUGGCUGCCCUUCUGAGACCCUCAACUGCUCCUCCUGCCACCACACAUCUGGAGAAUGCAACUGGUUUGACAUAUGCUACAAGAAGACCAUGGGGUACCUGACGAGGACAAAAGAGUCUAUGGCCUCUGACACUGUACUCUGGUGGUUGGGCAUGAACUCAGGGAGCGAGGUUGGGAAAGUGUGGAAGAAAGUGUUUAGGGUGAUUCGGAUACCCUCAGCAAGCCAUUUUGAUUUCUACUGUGGGACUUGUGCAGUGUUGGGGAGCUCACUGACCCUGCAGGGCUCCAGUCUUGGUGACAAAAUAGACCAGCACCCCAUUGUCUUCAGGAAUGCCAGCAAUCAAGGUUCCUGGAGGCAGCUGCUGUGGCUGCUGCAGCUUCCUGACCUGGCAUGGACUCAAGAGGCUCUGAGUGACGAGGUGAUGGAGUCAUCCUCGGGCAUUCUCAGUGUGGAUUUCAGAAGAUGGCCCAGUUCCCUAGUGGAGGAGAAGACACCAAAGGCAAGGUACAACUGGGGCAACUGA